GCCACCUAUGCUACGCUCUGCCGCCGCCGCCGCGCGCUCGCCGGCGGCCGCGGUGCUCCGGCGGCUCACCCACGCAGGCGGCCGGGAGGAGGCGGAGAGCGUGGCGUACCGCAUGUCCAUGCUCCGGGCUCCCCCCGUCGUGAAGAAGGCGGAGCUCCCGAGGAACUCCUGCCGCCUCAUCGGCCGCCUCCACGGGUCGGUGCGCCCGUUCGGCGGUAGCUCCGACGAGUGCCCCAGAGCGUACACUUUCCUGUCGGUCUCGUCCUCGUCCCCGCGCUCGUCCAGCUUCCGUGUGACAUUGAAUUUGGAAGGCGAGCUGGCAAAAGUAAGCCUAAAGCAUUUGAAACAAAAUGACCUUGUUUAUGUAUCUGGCAUUCUGAGUUCGUAUCAUAAAGUUGAUCCAUGUGGUGAGAAGCAUAUAGUCUACAAGGUACAUGUCACAGACCUGAACUAUGUUGUGGAUCAAAAUCGGAGGCCUCAGAAUGAUGACAACUCUUCAGAUAAAACAUCAGCAAUGUCUACCACAGAUGAAAUACUUCAAGAAAAGAAGUGCAUACGGCUUCGCCUGUGGCAAGUAUUCUUUGCCAACCCUUACGAAUGGUGGGACAACCGGCAAUCAAAGCCACACUUCAAAUGUGCUGAUUUCAAGCACAAGGACACUGGUGAGAAGCUGUGGCUUCUUCCAGAUGACCCUCCUUGGAUAAGAAGACAGCUUGAAUUGCACGACCAGGAAAUAGCAAAGAAUGGUCACAGGGAUGGUCGUAGGACCCUGAAAAACGACACAUGGGAAUCUCGAGACUUUGACAGCUCCCCAUCUCAAGAUUUGUACUCCUCUGAUGACGACGGACUGCUUCAUUCAUCAGGAGUAUGACGACUCGAGAUCAUGCCAAUUGGUCUAUUGAUAUGCAAUGGUUAUGCCUUGCUUGGCUGUAGGACUCACUGAAUUCUAGAGGAUAGAGGUACUUAAUGAUUAUGUUAGUAUACCGACUUAUAUUAGGCUUGUCUAGUGAAUACUAGUAACCUGCAUUGUAACUCAUGUACAUGCAUGAUGUGGUGGAAAUGUAAAACAACUUAAAAUCAAGAGAUGAUGGGAAAUGUAAAGCCUCAAAAAUAACAGUUCUGUGAUAAUGACAAGUAGGCAAAUGCGCUGUAUCAUCAUUUUAUCCA
Molecule: messenger RNA, 1167 nt
Organism: Oryza brachyantha (malo sina)
Lineage: Eukaryota; Viridiplantae; Streptophyta; Magnoliopsida; Poales; Poaceae
Product: protein OSB1, mitochondrial-like
Exons: 4
Coding region: 8-871 (287 amino acids)
Biological process (GO): positive regulation of helicase activity; mitochondrial DNA replication
Cellular component (GO): mitochondrial nucleoid
Molecular function (GO): single-stranded DNA binding
Source: RefSeq, a predicted model, not a curated record